UCUGACAAUUGCAUAUUCCUUCAAAUUGUCACUAUUUUCGCGUCGAAAACACUAGUCCCUCACCAUGUCUAAACUCUUUGUCGGCGGCCUCGCCUGGGCCACAACCAGCGACACUCUCCGCGCCAAGUUCAGCGAAUUUGGUGAGGUCACUGACGCCAUUGUCAUGACCGACCGUGAGACUGGCCGAUCAAGGGGAUUCGGAUUCGUCACCUUCAACAGCCAGGAGGAGGCCAGCGCCGCCAUUGAGGCCAUGAACGAGCAGGAGUUCGAGGGUCGCCAGAUCCGCGUCAGCGAGGCCAACCAGGGUGGUGCCCGCGGUGGUGGCCGUGGUGGUUACGGCGGCGGCGGCGGCUACGGUGGUGGUGGUGGCUACGGCCGUGGCAGCGGCUCCGGUGGAUGGAGAGAAUAAGUUCCUGCAUUUUCUUGAUUGAGGACGGCUGAGUUUUAUGAUUCCCUCUCGGUUGGCACGAUGGACACGGGAGAACGCACAAGUCUGACGACUGCUGCAAAGCGCUGCAGCGGAUAUGGGUUUCGCGAAGAAAACAAUUCAUAGCAAUGCACUCGGAUCACACCAUUAAAAAAUUAUCCAUCAUCGUUUGCAUAUC
Molecule: messenger RNA, 605 nt
Organism: Fusarium oxysporum Fo47
Lineage: Eukaryota; Fungi; Ascomycota; Sordariomycetes; Hypocreales; Nectriaceae
Product: RNA recognition motif domain-containing protein
Exons: 4
Coding region: 65-409 (114 amino acids)
Molecular function (GO): RNA binding
Source: RefSeq, a predicted model, not a curated record